UUUUAUAAAGAGGCUCUUUACAUGAAGUGGCGACCUGACGAUUUUAGUUUGAAUGUGACUAUCGCUUUGUUCACUUCAAUAGGAAGCACUCAUUUCGAUAAAGUAAAAACUCAUUCUAACAUAAAUAUCAAAAGAAAAUAGAUUAAAGUCAAUAAUUGAUUGUGUCAAGUCAUUCAGAUGACACACUGGUUAAACGAACCAACGACAACCGCAGUGAAAUCGGAAUCAAGAAGCCCUUCUUUGGAUUGCAACACAAGUGGAAUAUAUACACUAAUGGCGUCAGGUCUAGCGAAUAGCACACAUUUGGAUACAGCAUCCUUGUUUUGCACAAAUUCAUCCCUAGAAAAUCUUCAGACCGCUUCUACAUUCGAUCAGAAACCGGAUUAUUACAACAGCUACUACAACGGUAUGCAACAAUAUACAUCAUCAUUUUAUCCAUCUUAUCCAACUGCAGCCUAUCCAGCUCGUUCAUCGAAAAUAUCUUCAACAAAUUCUUAUUUGCCAUCCAGUUAUGGCAACUCUACAUCUGCUGUAGGUAACAGCAGUACAACACAAUUGUAUUCGAGUUAUGGUUAUAAUAACUUCAGUCAAUUCGGUGGAUCACAACAAGAUUAUUCUGCUUAUUACAAUGAGCAAUAUGCUGUUAACGGAUACUACAAUACAUCUAAUUAUCCGUCGUAUUCAAGCUCACCUGGUACACAAAAUUUUCAUUCUUCAACUGGAUUAGCUGAGAGUCCCACAGAAGUCAAUGCUACAACAUCAAUGAUAGUACAACAUGGUCAUUCUCCUCAUUCAUCAAUCUCUGCGUCUCCCAAUGCAUCCGCAAAUAUUUCAAAUAAACCCACGUCAAUUCCAAAAAGAGCUCGCGGGCGACGACAUGCAAAUCCGAGUCCAACACGCAGCAUUACAUCUGAAAAUGGUCAACCUUCCGAAAACUGUAAAGGACCUGAUCGAGUUUUCAUUUGGGAUUUGGAUGAAACAAUUAUAAUAUUCCAUUCUUUGAUUACUGGAUCGUUUGCUAAUCGUUAUUCAAAAGACCCAAUUCGAAUGAGUUACUUGGCUACUUCCAUGGAAGAACUGAUUUUCAAUAUGGCUGAUCAUCAUUUCUUUUUCAACGACAUCGAGAGUUGCGACCAAGUGCACAUCGAUGAUGUUUCUUCGGAUGACAAUGGGCAAGAGUUGACAACUUAUGAUUUUCGCACUGACGGUUUUCAGGCUAAUACAGCUCCUGGUGUUCCAGCUAAUCUUUGCAUAGCCACAGGAGUUCGCGGUGGAGUAGACUGGAUGCGAAAAUUGGCAUUUCGUUACAGAAAAAUAAAGGAUAUAUAUAACACUUACAAAAACAAUGUUGGCGGCAUGCUAAGUCAGGAAGAACGGAAUAAAUGGCUGCAAGUUCGGUCUGACAUUGAAGUGUCUACUGACAGUUGGCUAACGAUGACCCUCAAAUGUUUAACAAUAAUCGCGCAAAGACCAAACUGCGUAAACAUUUUGGUAACAAAUAAUCAGCUAGUUGCUGCAUUAGCCAAAAUACUUUUGUUUGGUUUAGCUCAAAUAUUCCCUGUAGAAAACAUCUAUAGCACAAAUAAAAUAGGUCAUGAAUCUUGUUUUGAACGUAUCACAACCAGAUUUGGUCGCAAAAGUACAUAUGUUGUGAUUGGUGAUGGCCCUGAAGAAGAAAAGGCGGCAAAAAAUAUGACAUUUCCCUUUUGGAGAAUAUCGAGCCACAGUGACAUUCGGGCACUUUAUACAGCUCUUGAUAUGGAAUUCUUAUGAAUGUAUACAAAGAAAAAACAUAAUUCAAACUUCACGAUCAUUGUAAUUUCCUAAAAAGUGGAUAACCUAUAAUAUAUUUUAAGUACAUUCAAAGCAUACGAAAGACAAAAUAUUUCAUUAUUAACAAUUUAUUACUUUUUUUUUAAUUCAAUAUUUCCUUCAAUUUUAAUUUAAAAAAAAAACGCA
Molecule: messenger RNA, 1959 nt
Organism: Contarinia nasturtii (swede midge)
Lineage: Eukaryota; Metazoa; Arthropoda; Insecta; Diptera; Cecidomyiidae
Gene: eya
Product: developmental protein eyes absent
Exons: 5
Coding region: 178-1773 (531 amino acids)
Biological process (GO): positive regulation of DNA repair; cell differentiation; multicellular organism development
Cellular component (GO): nucleus
Molecular function (GO): protein tyrosine phosphatase activity
Source: RefSeq, a predicted model, not a curated record